CCUUUUUUUAUUAUUUUCUUUAGCAUGCCAACCAACUCUGGUGAACGUAACCCCCUUCUUAGACCACGCCAAAAGAAUCACUGGCGAUGGCUUGUUCUUUUAGCUUUCUCGUUUUUUUCAUUUUCGAGUGCCUUAAUGUGGAUCACAUUUGCACCAUGUGUCUAUAUAUUUGCUGAAUAUUAUUUUAAAAGUACAAGCACUGGUAUCAACGCUAUCAACUCUUUAUCGUCCGUGUAUAUGCUUGUCUAUCCUUUUGCGAUCCAGUUUACCUUUAAAUACUUUGAAGAUCGUGCUAUGGGAUCACCUGGCAACGGUCUUCGACGUGGUAUUCUUAUUGGUGCUGUAUUGAAUGUGAUAGGGAGUGCUGUUCGUUGGUUAGGUGCUGUUCCUUCCGUCUAUGGAUUUUGUGUGCUAUUUCUAGGUCAAACAAUGGCUGCUAUCGCUCAAGUAUUUAUGCUAGCCAUUCCACCCCAAUUGGCAGUCGCAUGGUUUCCUAAAAAUGAAAUUAAUUUAGCUACUUCGAUCGCUGUCUCUGCUAACAAUCUAGGUGUUGCAGCAGGAUGUGCCUUAACUCCCUUGAUGGUAAAACAGGCUACACAAAAAAAGGACGUGCCUACCUUGUUGUUUUUUCAGUUUAUGAUGUGUCUUAUUGUCCUUGGGUUCAUUCAAUAUGCUUUUCAAAGAUCACCACCCUAUUGGCGAAGCAUGAUCAAAGAAGUUAGUUCAGUUGAUCAACAGUCAUUACGCUUAGGGAAAGAAAAGCGAUUUAUUUAUAUGUUAAUUGCUUAUAGUAUUAUUAUGGGUGCUCAAUGUGCAGUCAUCACUUUACUUGCCCAGAUAUUAAUACCACCAUUCAAAUCAAACAUGAAUGAAAACUCUGUUGGCUUACUAGGUGCUUUUAUGCUGUUUGUCGGUGUUCCUGCAAGCAUUUUGGGUGGUUAUUAUCUUGAUAGAACGUCUCAAUAUAGCAAAGUAUGUACCUUAUUGUCAGCUGUUACAGCUAUAAGCACUUUGGGACUCUAUAUCUCAUGUGAGAUUCGAUAUGUGACAGGCGUCAUUUUGUCUUGUCUUUGUUUUGGUGUAGCGUCUUAUGCCAUUUCACCAGCUUUUUUCCAGUUUGCGAGUGAACUAUUUUAUCCAGUGAAUGAAAUUAUCCCUACUGGAUACCUGUUUACUGUAGGCAACAUGGGUGGUGUAUUUCUGGUUGCUGUCAUGGGCUGGAGCGAGAAUCUAGAUAUCGAAUUUCCAAUGCGAUUACCCAUGCUUUGCUUAACAUUGGCUAUGUUUGUGAGUGUAUAUUUUAUGUCACAAGUUAAAGGUGUCUUAAAGCGAAGUGAGGCACUGGCUCUCUAAUGUAAAUAAAUACGGGUUUUUUUUGAUCUGAUAAAA
Molecule: messenger RNA, 1389 nt
Organism: Gilbertella persicaria
Lineage: Eukaryota; Fungi; Mucoromycota; Mucoromycetes; Mucorales; Choanephoraceae
Product: major facilitator superfamily domain-containing protein
Exons: 5
Coding region: 25-1353 (442 amino acids)
Biological process (GO): transmembrane transport; heme export
Cellular component (GO): membrane
Molecular function (GO): heme transmembrane transporter activity; heme binding
Source: RefSeq, a predicted model, not a curated record